Molecule: messenger RNA, 1179 nt
Organism: Lizanozyma spartinae
Lineage: Eukaryota; Fungi; Ascomycota; Pichiomycetes; Serinales; Debaryomycetaceae
Product: putative serine/threonine-protein phosphatase
Exons: 1
Coding region: 1-1179 (392 amino acids)
Biological process (GO): polyphosphate catabolic process
Cellular component (GO): cytoplasm
Molecular function (GO): phosphatase activity; endopolyphosphatase activity
Source: RefSeq, a predicted model, not a curated record
AUGAGUGAGCGGCUAUUAAAGGACCAAAAUGUCCAGAAUAACUAUAUGGAUGAAGAGUAUGCGGAGUUUGAAGAGUUCACCUUGAGUAAUAAGGUUAAAUGGAUCAUAGGAAUUGUAGGUGGCGUUUUCACUAUUGGGAUACUUUAUCUCUUUGUGGUGCUUAUUCCAAGUUAUUAUAUUCCUGAAGCAUCUGAGUUAUCGGAUAUAGUGAAGGUUGGAGAGCUCAAUGCGACUUUAUCUCCAUUAGAAGAUCCUAGAAUCAAGCAAUUGGGGUUGGAUGCACCUUAUGACUAUGAAGGAGGUGAUGACGAUCUUGAUAAUGAAGAAUCGGAUGAAAAAGGCGACAUCGAUACCAUUGGUACCUCUAGUAAGAAAGUAGUGGAAAGAAUCAUUUUAAUUGGUGAUAUCCAUGGUCAUUACCUUGCCUUUAGAAAGUUGCUUAGGAAACUCAAAUAUAAUAGUAAAUCAGACCAUAUUAUUAUGCUUGGUGAUUUCAUCAGUAAAGGACCUGAUUCUCUUCAAGUUUUAGAUUUUGCUAUUAAUAAUAAUCUCGGUUGUAUUAUUGGGAACCAUGAAUAUGCUGUGCUACAAAAUUAUGCUUUAUUCCAUCAUUUGACAGUACCAAAAUUUACUGAUAAUUCUAGCCAUAGUUCUUCCAGAUUUACCAUCAAGGAUAGCUUUAAUUCCGAUCCAGAGUUCUUAUUGGCUAAGAAAUUGCAACCUAAACAUAUACAAUAUAUCAACCAUUGCCCACUUAUGUUGAAAUUAGGUGAAGUUCCUUUACACAAAUGGAGUAAUUUUGGUGGAAUCAAAUCUGCACCAGGAAUUGCAGUCCAUGCUGGUAUUAGAUGGGACUUAUCAUUAGAAGAUCAAAUUCCAGAAGAUACUUUAGAAAUGAGAUCUUAUGUUGGUCCAUUCUUUAAUGAGACAACCAGUGAUCCUCAUGAAAAGCAUUCUAUUUCUUGGUCAAAAUACUAUAAUAAGAAAAACUUACCUAAUAAGAAUGUGGUUUACUAUGGCCAUGAUGCCAGGAGGGGCCUUAACUUAAAGAAAUACACCAAAGGAAUAGAUACAGGUUGUGAUCGUGGUGAAAAAUUGACUGCCAUGAUGAUUUGGUUACAGAAAACUCCAACUGGGGUUAUUCACUAUGCCGAGAGACCAGUCCAUGUCAAUUGUUAG